AUGUCUAGUAGUGAUGCUGCUACUAGUACUACACAUGUUUUAGAGGAAGAAGUUGUAACAAUAAACCAAGACGAAAACACCCCGAAAACACUUGCGGCGAAUAAGCUCCUCCGCCGCUACGACUCAUUGGACAUUGAAUCUGCCAAACUCGCCCGGCGCUACCACCACGCGGCCGCCGCCUCCACUGAAAAUGGAGGGUGGGUGGUUUUACUGCAACUGGCGUUCCAAAGCAUAGGGGUGGUGUAUGGGGAUCUGGGAACAUCGCCGUUGUAUGUAUUCCCAGGUGUAUUCAGUAAUGGGAUUAAAGAUGAAGAUGAUAUUCUCGGUGUUUUGUCUCUCAUUCUUUACACUCUUACCUUAUUACCUCUCCUCAAAUACGUUUUCAUCGUCUUACGUGCCAACGACAAUGGCGAUGGAGGGACAUUUGCUCUGUAUUCUCUGAUAUGCCGAUAUGCGAAAGUUGGAUUAAUUCCGAGUGAAGAGAUGGAAGAUCAAAACGUGUCAACAUUCCAACUCGAGUUGCCCGAUAAUCGCACGCAAAGAGCAUCGAAACUUAAAUCAAAGCUCGAGAAUAGCAAUUUCACAAAGUACUUUUUGUUGUUUGCUACAAUGCUUGGAACAUCCAUGUUGAUUGGUGAUGGUGUGCUUACUCCAUGUAUCUCAGUAUUAUCGUCAAUGAGUGGACUCAAAUUGGCUACACAAGCUAUGACCGAAGAUAGAAUUGUGUGGGCAUCAGUUGGGAUCCUAAUAUUCUUGUUCACGAUUCAAAGAUUCGGAACGGACAAAGUGGGAUACACAUUUGCUCCAAUACUGAGUGUUUGGUUCUUUUUAAUAUCUGGAAUCGGUCUCUAUAACAUAAUAAAACACGACCCACUUGUCAUCAAAGCUAUAAACCCGAAAUACAUAGUAGAUUACUUCAGGAGGAACCAAAAGGAAGCAUGGAUUUCCCUUGGUGGUGUUGUUCUUUCCACUACAGGAACCGAAGCAUUAUUUGCUGACGUUGGUCACUUCUCCGUCAGAGCAAUACAAAUAAGUACGUGCAGUGUCGUUUACCCAUCGAUCAUGCUUGCAUACACCGGACAAGCCUCUUAUCUUCGCAAACACAUCUCCGAUGUCGAUAAUGCCUUUUACGCUUCUGUCCCAGGACGCAUGUAUUGGCCGAUGUUUGUGGUGGCAGUGAUGGCAUCGAUUAUAGCAAGCCAAUCUUUAAUCUCGGGCACAUUUUCAAUAAUCCAACAAUCACUUUCCCUCGGUUGUUUCCCCCGUGUUAAAGUUGUGCACACGUCUACAAAGUACCCUGGUCAAGUCUACAUUCCCGAGAUCAAUUACCUUCUUAUGCUGGCUUGUAUAUUUGUCACUCUUGGAUUUAGGAACACUACAAAGAUUGGCAAUGCUUACGGGAUUGCUGUGGUGUUUGUGAUGGCACUCACAUCGGCAUUUCUAGUUCUGAUUAUGAUCUUGAUUUGGAAAACUCACGUGCUCCUCAUAAUCGCAUAUGUUUUCACCAUUUUCGCGGUCGAGCUAGUGUAUCUGAGCUCGGUUCUUUACAAGUUCGAUCAGGGGGGUUACCUACCCCUUGCAUUCGCCAUGUUCCUUAUGACAAUCAUGUUUGUGUGGAACGACGUGUACAGAAGAAAGUACCACUUUGAACUCCAACACAAGAUCUCUUCGGAAAAAGUCAAAGAAAUCGUGGACGAGACGAACUCUCAGAGACUCCCCGGCCUAGCAAUUUUUUACUCGGAGCUCGUACAUGGAAUCCCGCCAAUAUUCAAGCAUUACGUGGCGAAUGUGCCUGUCCUUCACUCGAUAUUGGUGUUUGUUUCGUUCAAAUCAUUGCCUAUUAGCAAAGUGCCAAUAGAAGAAAGAUUCCUUUUCCGGAGAGUACAACCUAAAGAACUUCAAGUGUUUAGGUGUGUUGUGCGUUAUGGAUAUACGGAUGCAAGAAACGAGGAAGAGCCGUUUGAGAAAAUGUUGGUCGAGAGGUUGAAAGAGUUCAUUAGGGAGGGGUAUUGUAUAAAUGAAGAGGAGGAAUCGAAUGAGAUUGGUGGUAAUGAAGAUGAAUUAAAUGAACAAGUGGAGAGGGAUGUCGAGUAUUUGGACAAGGCGUGGCGGUGCGGGGUGGUGCACUUGAUGGGGGAACAAGAGGUGGUGGCGGCAAAGGGGGCCAACGUUGUGAAGAGGUUGUUGAUUGACUAUGGGUAUAACUUCUUGAAGAGGAAUUUGAGGCAGACCAACAAUGUUUUUGAUAUUCCUCACAAGAGAAUGCUUAAAGUUGGGAUGACUUAUCAACUUUAAUUUUUUAUUUUUAUUUUUCUUCAUCUCAUAUCUAAAUAAAUUAUAACUCAUGUUAUAUUAUUACAUUUCAAUC
Erythranthe guttata (spotted monkey flower) is the source of this 2368-nucleotide messenger RNA. Its product is annotated as potassium transporter 5. NCBI's taxonomy places the organism in Eukaryota, Viridiplantae, Streptophyta, Magnoliopsida, Lamiales, Phrymaceae. Gene Ontology annotation, cellular component: membrane. Gene Ontology annotation, molecular function: potassium ion transmembrane transporter activity. Gene Ontology annotation, biological process: potassium ion transmembrane transport. The record is from RefSeq and is a predicted model, not a curated record.